AUGAAAUCUCCCCUUUUUUAUCUCCUCGCCGCGGCACUCAAGUCUCACAUUGUCAUCCCUACCGUACUCGCUCACAGUCGCGUGUACGGCGUUUGGGUUAACGAAGUUUUCCAAGGUGACGGGAGGGACAUUUACAUACGCUCACCCCCUACGAAUGAGCCCGUAAAGGACAUUUAUUCGAAUGAUAUGACGUGCAAUGUUCAUAACCGUGCAGUCCCAAAAACGGUCAACGUGGCAACUGGGGAUAAACUCACGUUUGAGUGGUAUCACGAAUCCCGAAAAGACGAUAUCAUCAACGAUUCACAUAAAGGUGCUAUACAAGUGUACAUCGCUCCAUCGGCAUCCAACGGAACAGGGGCAGUAUGGACAAAACUAUUCAGCGACUCGUUUGACGGCAGCCUAAACAACAAAUGGGCUACAGAUCGCUUGAAGAAAGCAAAAGGUCAACAUUACAUUAUCAUUCCCAAUAUCCCAACUGGUGAUUAUCUGUUCAGAGCGGAAAUAACCGCACUGCAUCAAGCGCAAGUACGAUAUGAUCAAGACCAUGACAAGGGAGCGGAAUUUUACAUCGAAUGUGUUCAAGUCCGCGUUCAGAAUGAUCGUGAGACCUUGGGCUCGGUGGCGUUACCUGGUGGGACGAGUCUUCCUGGGACGUAUUCCUACGAUUCGCAUGGGAUUAUUUGGAAUUUGUUCGGAUCGAAGGAAGAAUGGGAUCCGAGGAGCUAUGUUCCACCUGGACCGGCGGUAUGGGAGGGGGCCAAGGGAGGAAAGAUAGAGAUGGUAUAA
Marasmius oreades (fairy-ring Marasmius) is the source of this 786-nucleotide messenger RNA. RefSeq lists its product as uncharacterized. The record is from RefSeq and is a predicted model, not a curated record. NCBI's taxonomy places the organism in Eukaryota, Fungi, Basidiomycota, Agaricomycetes, Agaricales, Marasmiaceae. The transcript is spliced from 6 exons. Bases 1 to 786 code for a protein of 261 amino acids.